AUGAGUUUUAAAAUUUUCUUAGGAUUAGUGAAAGAGAGAUUGUAAGUAUAUCUUUUGUAUAAAGACUCAAUAGUUCAAAACUCAGAUAUUUGCUUUAUUUAUAUAUGUACAUAUACUUUAUAAGUUUUUAACAAUAUUUUAUUAAAAUUAAUUAUCUGCUACUAAAUUAUUGCAAUGGAAGAAGGUAAAAUGAAAAGUUAUUUUGGACUUAAAAUCGUUGGGUUUUCUUGAAUUUAUUAUUUUUGAUCAGUGCUUGUUUGCGAAUGUAUCUCCAAUAUUGUUUUGUAUUUGGAUCUAAAUCUGAUAAUUUCAAUGGCUCAGUUCUAAUAUUCCAUAGCCAUUCAGGAUAUUCAGAAUCUGGCUUUAACUUUACAUCUUCUCCUUCUUUAUAAAUGUUUGAUCCACAUACAUAAUUCAAUAAUUUAUUGACAUCUUCUUCAACUGGUAGUAUUAUUUUUUCUUGAGCUUUUAUCUUUUUUUUCUCAACUGAAAGAUAAAAUAAUGUAAUAAGAAUUAAUAUUAUUUUUUAUUAAAAUAAAUUUUACAACAAGAGGAAACAAGUUCUGUAAAUUAAAAAAUAAAACAUAUGUGACAUAACCUGUAUUUCAAACGAGUACGUAUUUCAAUUCAUAUGAGAUGAGUUUACUAAAAUACAAUUUUUACCUGCAUAGUUUUUCACUUGCAGCGUAUAUUGUACUGCAAUAAUAUUUUCUGCAAUUCUAGGUAAUCGUAAAAUUGAUAGAAGGGACAUUGUACUGAUAAAUAUAAAUAACAAAUUCUAGAGUAUUAAAUUCUCCAGCCUUGCUUUUCUAUAACUUAUAUAUAUUGUUUAUUGUCAAUGAUAAUUAAAAGUGUAAUGCAUUUUUAUAUUUUCUACACAAAUAAAUUUAAUCAGAACUAUGAAUUUAGUGUUGAAAUUAAAAAAUUUCACCAAUUAUUUCAUAUUGUAAAUAACCUAAUAAAUUUAAAUGAGUUUGAGUCUUGAUAUAAAAUCUUUCAUAUUUACAAUCUAAAUUGUAAAUUUAGUUAUAGAAUAUUUUAAAUUAAUAUUAAACUGCAAUUAAUGCAAAUAAUAGUUAUUUUUUGCUAUAGUUGUAUCAUAACGCGGGACAUUCAAAUGUUGACAACGGUAGUAAAUCAAAUGCGCAAUGACAAACAAUAAAUGUUACACUUAUCUUAGACUUACUUUUUAUUUUAAUUUAAUAAAAAAACUUAAUGUCACACUAUAGAUUAUGACCAUAUCGGUAUUCUAUUAAAUGAUUGAAGUUAAUUUUAACGUGUGGGAUAAUUUCUUUAUGUUUCGGUUAUGUAAUGCCAGUAAGCAGCGAUAGAGUAACGCGGGUAGGUUCGAUUUUAUGGUAAAAUAUUAAAGAAUAUUAUAUACCUCAUAUUAUGUUAUAAAUGAAAAAUAUAAUAUAGACAAAAGUACAUGUAUAUCUUGCAAAAAAGAAUUUAUUUACUUUAUUACUUCAUAAUAUUAUUUUUAUAUUAACUUCUUUAUUUUUAUAUAUAACUUUUUAAUAUUAUCAUAUUUUUUGUAGUUUAUAUCAUGAAAUAAUGAAAAUAAUAUUAUUUAAUAUUUUAGCCAAAAACAGUAGGUUUUGCUAUAAAAGGAAUUAAAGGAGAACCAUUAGAUACAGGAAAUCAAGAAAAUAAUAAUUUUUUGACAAUUGCUCCUGCUUUACCCAUUUUACCUGGAGCUCCUGUACCACCAAAGUUAUUUAAACGCCGUUACAAUUUAUUCAGUUACUUUACAAUGGACAAGUGAAGGAAAAACUGUUGUGGCAACAAGAACAGCUGCAGAAAAAGAGAAAAGUCCUGACAGAAUAUGUCUGGAUAGACGAGGGCUUACUUCCUUUCCAAAUAUAAUUGGAGAGCCACGUUUACGUUUAUUGUCUCUUCAACAUAAUCUUCUUACAAAAAUUGAAAACUGUAAUUUCUCUCAGUUAACAAAAUUGGUAUUUCUUGAUCUAUAUGAUAAUCAAAUUGAAAAAGUAUGCAAUUUUGAAAUAUUAGAAAAUUUAAGAGUACUAUUAAUUGGAAAGAAUAGAAUUAAAAAGAUCGAAGGGUUAAAACAACUUUCUAAAUUGGAAGUUUUAGAUUUACAUGGCAAUCAAAUUGUACAGAUUUCAGAUUUGAAUAAUCUUGUAUCCUUAAAAGUGUUAAAUUUAGCUGGAAAUAACAUUAAAGCUAUAGGUUAUCAUGAUUUCCAAGGUUUAAUAUCAUUAAAAGAAUUAAAUCUUAGACGCAAUAAAAUCAAAAAACUAUUAGGUUUUGAUGAAACUCCACAAUUACAAAAAUUGUAUUUAAGCAAUAAUGAUAUUUCUAAAAUUGAAGACAUAGGAAGUCUUGCUAAAGCAUUACACCUUAGAGAAAUAACAAUUGAUGGAAAUCCUGUAACAUUGAAUGGAGAUUAUGUUUCUUUCCUUGUAUCAUAUUUACCAAAUUUACAAUUUUUAUCAAGUAUGCCAAUUACUGAACAAAUCCGAAGAGCUGCUAUAGCAUGGAGAACAACAAAAGAACAAAGUAAUUCUACUUUCUUAAAUCUUAGUACACAAGUUUGUAUAAAUGCUCGACGAGAAGAAAUUAUAUCAAAUGCCAAAAUAAAUUGGGAACUUCUCAGAUGUCAUUCUAAAUCCUCUAUGAAUAAUGAUAAUAGUAAAAACAAUAAUGCAAUGCAAAUGCAGAAAUCAAAUAAAUUUAGUAUGUUAAAACCUAAAAGCUUAGAAAAUGUAAAAUCAAAGGGUUUUGGAAGUUUGACAUCUAUAAAUGAAAAUAUAGAAGCAACAAAAAUAAAUAUUAAAAAAAGGAGCAAUUCUAGUGAUAAUUUAUUUCGAUUAAAAGAUACAAUUAAAGCAUAUCCAUUAGAAUUUAAAUUGCCACCAAUUUUAGAUUCUAUUGUAGAUAGUUUAAUAAACAAUAAAUUUGAUGAAAAAAUAAAGAAAAACUUAACAAAGACAAAAAUCAAAAGCGACACUGAGAGUAUAUCAAGCAGUGAUUCAGAAAUUCUGGAAAGUCCUGAGAAUUUGCAAAGUUGUUUAAAUUCUCAUUUAUUAAACUCUAAUAAUUAUGUUUCGCCAUGCCAUAUUAGUAAAAUUAUUACUAAUGAAACAUUUGAUUCCAUGAAUACUUUUAAUUCAACCCAACUUGAAAUUGUUGAUGAGCAAAAUGAUAAGUCUUAUGAAAUAUUAAAAUCUUGUAAGCUACCAAUAAAUGGUAAACAAGAUUUAACAAAAAUAUCUCAAAAUAUAAAGUCUCAGAAUCAUGGUCUAACUGAUUGCCAAUCAAAAUCAAGCAUUGAUUCUUCUGGAUAUUGUUCUUUAGGUUCUAAAACAAAUAGUAUUGAUAGUUGUAAGUCAGUAUUGAGUGAUUUCAGUACAUCGUCUACCAGUAAAAAUACAUUGCAAAAAUAUAAAAAUAUAGAAAAAGACAAAAACAAAGUAAAAAGUGCACAAGGAAAAAAGAUAGUGUGUUAUAAGAGUAACAAAGCAGCAAUUGUUAGAACUAAGUAUAAAGCUACAACGCCACAAAGUCCAAUACCAUCACAAAAUCCAUCAAAAGAAAGGGAACAAGGGGGAGAUUAUUUGAUAGAAAUAGUUGGCCGUUGCUUGAAUAUUUAUGGUCAAGGUGCAUUACGUUUUAUCGACCGACUAUGGGACUCUUCGAAAGCUCAAGACGUUAAUAUAUUUAAUGACGUGGCCAAAGUGUUAUGUAAAAUAAAAAAUAGGUUUCCAAACUUAGAGCAUUUUAUGUUUAAAGAAACUAAUAUUAGUUAUCUUGGACAACUCAAUGCAUUAGCUGAAGUGCAAGGAUUAACAAGUAUUCAUAUAGAAACUGGAAAUCCAAUUAUAUCAAAGGAUUGGAAAGUUUAUGCCAUAUUUCGUUUAGCUCACUGGGGUUUAAAAAUUAUUAAUGGAAAAGAAAUCACAAAUGAAGAAAUUGAUAUAGCAAAUGAAGAAUAUGCUGGUCUUGUUGAUAUUGUGAUGUGUUCACUGCCCGAGUCUUUAUUACAACCUUUAUUACAAAGACUUCAUUUAGAGAAAGUGCAAAAACAAACUGGAGAAAUUACUGCCAAACAAUUUUUACUUAACAGCGAUCCAGCUCUUAGAAGUGUCGUUGCUAAGGAAGCAUUGCAAUGGAGAAAAGGAAAUAUAACACAAGAAGACCUUAUUUGGAGACACAGAGGAAAAAUACAUUUACUAAAUUUAAUCAAUCUUACUGUAGAUGCAAUACAAAAGUUACAAUUACUCGAAAGUAUAUGGCCAAGUAUUUUAUAUGAAAUAAUUCACACUACCUUGUUUGAUUUUUCUGAAAUGGAUGCAUAUAUGAAACGUUGUAGCAAAACACUCGAAACUGACAAAUAA
Messenger RNA from Heterotrigona itama, 4364 nucleotides. NCBI's taxonomy places the organism in Eukaryota, Metazoa, Arthropoda, Insecta, Hymenoptera, Apidae. The record is from the annotation of a GenBank genome assembly.